Molecule: messenger RNA, 3998 nt
Organism: Betta splendens (Siamese fighting fish)
Lineage: Eukaryota; Metazoa; Chordata; Actinopteri; Anabantiformes; Osphronemidae
Product: protein Wnt-2b-like
Exons: 5
Coding region: 461-1543 (360 amino acids)
Biological process (GO): multicellular organism development; cell fate commitment; canonical Wnt signaling pathway
Cellular component (GO): extracellular region
Molecular function (GO): cytokine activity; frizzled binding
Source: RefSeq, a predicted model, not a curated record
AGCGCAGCGCCGCGCAGCGCAGCGCCGCGCGUUCCGUGGCGCGUCUUCAUUCCGGCUGCAGGCGCUCGACGCGCGCGCGAGCUCCGUUUCUGCACACGUUUUUCCCACGGCACAUACUCGACUUCCUGCGGUUUUAGUCAUCGCCAAUUUAGUGCGCAACCGCUGACGGCACAAGGUGAAUUGGCUGCUAAUAAAGUAAAUCUCCGAUCUGAGCGAUAUGAUGGAGCGACUGAGCGGAACCCGGCGUGGCUUCACUGAAGUCACGUCAAGUGAGUGAGUUUUUUCAUUUGGAAUUUCUUUUUUGUUCCCAAAUGAUGGACGGCAGACAGUGGUCGAGGACUUCCCCAUCGGAUGGUGCAGCCUUUUCCAGUCCAUGGAGGCAACAAGCCCAGUUCGUUCGAUGAGUGUUUUGAGACCCAUCUGAGAGCAGCGGGUCUGUGGGUUCAGGAAGGAGACAAAAAUGCAGCAGAACUCCAGAGCCGGGUCGAAAAUGCUCUUCUUCAUUCUGGUCCUGCUCAUUUUCACGCCGAGAGCGGAUUCGUCGUGGUGGUACAUCGGAGCGCUGGGGGCGCGCGUGAUCUGCAACAACAUCCCCGGCCUGGUGAACAAGCAGCGGCAGCUGUGCCAGCGGCACCCGGACCUGAUGCAGUCCAUCGGCGAGGGCGCCAGGGAGUGGAUCAGAGAGUGCCAGCACCAGUUCCGGCACCACCGCUGGAACUGCAGCACGCUGGACCGGGACCACACCGUGUUCGGCCGCGUGAUGCUGCGAAGCAGCCGGGAGGCGGCGUUCGUCUACGCCAUCUCCUCCGCCGGCGUGGUGCACGCCGUCACCAGCGCCUGCAGCGAGGGGGAGCUGAAGGCGUGCGGCUGCGACGGCCACAGGCGCGGCCGCGACGCCGACGCCAGGGGCGCCUUCGACUGGGGCGGCUGCAGCGACAACGUCAACUACGGCAUGAGGUUCGCCAAGGCCUUCGUGGACGCGCGGGAGAAGAUGGUGAAGGACGCGCGGGCGCUGAUGAACCUGCACAACAACCGCUGUGGCCGAAUGGCGGUGAAGCGCUUCAUGAAGCUGGAGUGCAAGUGUCACGGGGUGAGUGGGUCGUGCUCCCUGAGGACCUGCUGGUUGGCCAUGUCCGACUUCAGGCGGACCGGAGACUACCUCCGCAAGAAGUACAACGCGGCCGUGGAGGUGACCAUGAACCAGGACGGGACGGGGUUCGCGGUGGCCGACAAGGACUUCAAGGGAAGCACCAAGAACGAGCUGGUUUACGUCGAGAACUCGCCGGAUUACUGCCUGAUGGACCGCGCAGCGGGUUCCCUGGGUACAGCGGGACGGGUGUGCAACAAGUCAUCCAGGGGCACGGACGGCUGCGAGGUCAUGUGCUGUGGGCGGGGCUACGACACCAUGCGCGUCAAGCGCGUCACCAAGUGUGAAUGCAAGUUCAGGUGGUGCUGCGCCGUGGAGUGCAAAGACUGCGAGGACGUGGUGGACGUUCACAGCUGCAAGCCCCACAGGCGUCCCGAUUGGCUGGACGUGACCUAAGGCGGGCGACCCGACCAAUCACACUCAACACCCGCUAAACACUGCUUAAAAUGCCAAAGACACCUGCUGCUGAUUAGUGAAAUUGAGAGGAAGAUGGAGCUUUUGACAGAUUAUACCUGUUAAAUAAUGACUGUGAAACCAGACAACGCCACAAACGGAACAAGAACAGACCGGGUUGACUGCUUUGGAACCAACAGCUUCACAUGGACUGUUUUCUGAAGCCACAGGUUCAACAUCCAUCAUGUGUGACUGUCUGCAUAGGUCUAACACGGUCUUUAUGGGAAACUUUCAUCUCUACCUCCGGUUCUGGUUCUGUGUUUUCUUUCUGUCUCCACUUUUACAGACACCCUGUGCACUGGUAUCUGUGAAUAAUUAUUACAUUCAAUUGCUACGUUAAGAUAUGAGAAUUGAAUAUUCAAAUAUUUGGGAAGACAUUAAAGGCAACGUUUCUUCUGUAAAAAGUCAAACCCGUCAUCCUACCAUUGUUCAGAUUUUUUUGGCUUGUCGUUAGUGGAGCUUUUCUCACGACUUGAUUAUUACAAAACACAGCACGGCCUGUUUUUUCUGUCAUCACACUGUGACCGAGCACUUUUACAACAAAAACUUGUGCAACUGUGAUUUCAGGCCUUCGUCUGGUUUGUGAGAAAUUAUUAAAAGGUAUUUCAGGAAACCAAGAGCAAUGAAGUGGCUGCGGACCCCGAGCGCGACUCUUCAGCAUCUGGAAAUGCAGCCAGACGUCAUGUGGUGCCUCUGGAGAGUCAAACCUCAGAGGGGGUUCACGCGUCCAAAUGAAGCGAACAACAAGCCGUGGAUGCUGAGCGUCACCAAAUUGUUUCAAGUCCACGUAAUGAGGAGGAGAGCCAAAGUAAAGCGCUUUGAACGCGGCCAAGUGACACAGGGGGGUCAAAGGUCCACGAGUCAAAAGUUAAUUGCAAACAAAAGAGCCUGUUUUGAAUGUAAAUGAAGAGUCCGCUGGCUGUGUUUUUCUGACAAUUUCAGUCCAUAACUGAAGGCAGCUUGUUAUUGUUGAAUCCACAUCAGAAACCAGUGGAUCCGCACUGAACUGAAAAACGAAUUGAAUCCAUGGGUCAAUUAAUAACACUAAUAUAACAUUACAGGCUUAGUAGUUACACUUCUGCCAGUAAAAAUAUAUUUUAUCACCAUCUUUUCUGUGAAGGCUUGAUUAAAUGUGGGGACAAUGAUAGAACAGGAUCUCUGUUCGUGUUUUUGGCUGUGGAGACACUUCCACCUUUAAAUGCAGGUCUCACAAUAACCUCUUAGACCUGAAUAAAACCCUUAUGAUGUCACUCCCACGAGGGCUUCUGCUCAUACAACUUCCUGCAUACGGUCUCUUUUGUAAAACAUGUAAACAGUCAGAUUAGUGAUUUAAAGGCCAGUCAGUUUGUGUGGAGCUACUGAGAUGGAGAUAGAGUGUUAAACCAACGUUGUAGCAGUACAUUUAAAGGAACUGGGUGCUGCUCUGUCAGGAACAAUGUGUGAUCCAGCAGAAGUCUGUAAAAAUAACAGGAGUGGCAUUGCAGGCGUUCCUGACCAUUAUAGUGAUAUCAAAUGGGCAUCGCAAUUCAGCAACAUGUCAGAGCUAAAAGAAGCACUGGACGGAAGAGACCAGCGCUGUCAUCAACACGGAUUUCUCUCAUUUAGCGAAACCAGACGGGACACAUGUCGUGAACCGAGCCAGUGAGUUCAAGUUGUUUACAUGAACCAAAUCACACUGGACCCGAUGACAACCCACAUGCACUGAACAUCUCACACCCAGCAUGGAAAUUUAAUCUAAGACUCCCACAAACCGUGAUGAAAACAGGCACCUGAUGUACUGAUGUCAGUAAAGCAGGUAAAAGCCGCACCGUUACUAGAUUUGUUUGGCUUCUUCACUUUUUAUCUCGACUUUGUGUUAAUUGACCCCGUGAACCUCAACCAGUUCUCAUACGCCCACAUUAAACAUGUGCCACCGACAGCCUGGUUUCCAUAUUUGCGUUCGUGCUCGCCAUCUCCAGCUUUAGAAGCUAUUCAUAACGGAGGUCAGCGAGCAACACCAGCUUUAGCACGCCGCCUGGAACCCACUUUGGCUCAGAGAGAAAACACUUAAGCGCCCAUCAACAGCCCUCGGCGCUGAUUUUCAUUACUGCUACUCACCACUCAAGUAUGAGGCCGGAGCAGUGAUGCCACGUACAGUAGGCAUCUGCUGCUGGUGGCAGACUGGUGUAAUCAUAAUGGAGUGUGAUGGCUCUAAGCUUUAUAUAGUCCAGGAUCAGCAGUACUAUGACGGAGCGACUGGUUUGUCCUUGAACAAGAAGCCCACUUCUAUCAAUAGCAAUUUAAAACAUGUGGGAAAUGAUGUCUGCAUAGUAAAAGCAGUGUCUGCGACUGUUCUGGGUGUUUAUCAUCUAGAAAUACUGCACAGCUCUUACUCAUGCUUUUCCUGGCUGCAACCUAA